UCACCGCCAACGACUGGGCUUGUUUUGGAGGAAGCGGACGGCGAGGCUAACGUGCUCGGCUAGCACAUUAGCUUGACAGACGGCGAAAGCCAACGUCAACGGCGACACGAAGACCCCGUUGGAGCAAAGCGCCGAGUGAGAAUUUUGCUGCCCUGACGGCGCUCACUUCCAGUCGGCGAGUGAGUCGCGACGGAUAAAUAGCGGAUGUCCGUGAGGUGUCGAGGUUUCAGAGGGACAUUUUUUGCGACGACGGAUACUUAAAAGGAACCGCCGGCCCUCUUUCUUUCCUUCUGUUUUUUUUAAAUAAUUUUGGGGCGCUCAUCUGCGCGUUAGCUUACGCCAGGAACCCAGGCUGAGGAAAAGUCCACUCUUGAUAGUUUUGCCACAGGAUCGGCUCACAGCUGAGGCGCAAUGACUUCACGGAAGAAAGUCCUCCUCAAAGUCAUUAUCCUCGGGGACUCCGGAGUCGGGAAGACCUCGUUGAUGAACCAGUACGUGAAUAAGAAGUUCAGCAACCAGUACAAGGCCACGAUAGGUGCAGAUUUCUUGACGAAAGAAGUCAUGGUGGAUGACAGACUGGUCACAAUGCAGAUUUGGGACACAGCAGGUCAGGAGAGGUUCCAGUCUUUAGGCGUGGCGUUUUACCGCGGAGCGGACUGCUGCGUUCUGGUGUUCGACGUGACGGCCCCCAACACUUUCAAGACCCUCGACAGCUGGAGGGACGAGUUCCUGAUCCAAGCCAGCCCCCGAGACCCGGAGAAUUUCCCCUUUGUGGUGCUCGGCAACAAGAUCGACUUGGAGAACAGACAGGUCACGACCAAGCGGGCGCAAGCUUGGUGUCAGAGCAAGAACAACAUCCCUUAUUUUGAAACCAGCGCCAAGGAGGCCAUCAAUGUGGAGCAGGCCUUCCAGACCAUUGCGCGCAACGCUCUCAAACAGGAGACCGAAGUGGAGUUGUACAACGAGUUCCCGGAGCCCAUUAAGCUGGACAGGAAUGAGCGAGCCAAGCCUUCGGCGGAGACCUGCAGCUGCUGAGGACCGCCCGGACCUGCACCACGGCCCUCCUGGUGCCGUCCUGCCUUGUCUAAAUAGCCUCCCUUCCCAUGACCCGCCGCGUCGACCCCUUAUGCCCCCUCCCUCCCCGCGCAAGCAGCAUCCCGCUCACAGAGUACCGACGCGACCCAUCAUGCUGCAGCCUCCUCCUCGUGCGUGGGAACCACCCGUUUUCUAUCAAGUAUCGGUCUCCUAGCCCAAAGAACACCUUCCGCAUCGUACGUUUAUUCUUGUCAGGUGCCCCCCGAGCUUAAAUGGCAACAGACAUUUUCAGUCGGAUCGAAUAUCGCUGCUUUCGCAAUCGCUUGUUUUACAUUGAGCUCAAACGUCCCACAUGCUUUUGUGUUUCAUCGCGUCGGUGGAUUGGCGUGUUUCCUCUGUAGCUGUGGCGGUGGUCGUCUUCGUGUCAUUUGUCGCCACAACCGCAUGAAUAGACGAAACACCGUUCCCGUCCUUUGAGCCGCAUGCAUCGUGGCUUUGUGCCACGCGGCCUUCAAACGGAAUAUCACUGCUCGUGAGGGACUGAGAUUGGAGGUCGGCCGAUCACUAAUGUGACAACUGUGGCCAUCUGUUGCCUAUUGAUGAAAACAAAGACCAAUCGCGAGUCCCGCCACUCAAGUGUGCAGGUUGUUCUGGUUGAAGUCAUUGCCCAAA
Messenger RNA from Hippocampus comes (tiger tail seahorse), 1707 nucleotides. It is a transcript of the gene rab7a, whose product is annotated as RAB7a, member RAS oncogene family. Gene Ontology annotation, cellular component: late endosome; phagocytic vesicle; lysosome. Bases 412 to 1035 code for a protein of 207 amino acids. NCBI's taxonomy places the organism in Eukaryota, Metazoa, Chordata, Actinopteri, Syngnathiformes, Syngnathidae. Gene Ontology annotation, molecular function: GTPase activity; GTP binding. The transcript has 6 exons. Gene Ontology annotation, biological process: phagosome-lysosome fusion; endosome to lysosome transport. The record is from RefSeq and is a predicted model, not a curated record.